AUGGAUCGUCUUCCUCCUUCCAACCAAGAUCAAAGCUUGCAGGAAUCCGAUGUCAAAAAGAAGCUCAAGAACAUUAACAAUGGCGGCGCUGGCGGCGACAGUGGGGAGGGCAGAGAACAUGGGAACAACCGAUUAAAGCGACGUGGUCGACGGCGGGGAUCCAAGAACAAGGCGAAGCUGCCACGCAACGAAGCGUGGGCUCACGUGUUGGAGGUCGCCUCCGGCCAGGACAUACUCGAGAGCGUCGCUAGGUUCGCACGCCGAAACCGCGUCGGCGUCAAUGUGAUCAACGGCAGCGGAGCCGUCUCCACUGUGACCCUCCAGGACCCCGCCGGAGCCGACGUCUUGCUGCCUCUCCAAGGUCAGUUCGAGAUCAUCUCUCUCUCAGGAUCGAUCCUUCCAUCGCCGUCUCGACCUGCGGCGCAGUGGCUGGCAGUGUGCCUGGCCGGCGAAAAGGGGCAUGUGGUGGGCGGGAGAGCGAUGGGGCCGAUGGUGGCGGCCAGGAUGGUGGUGAUCGUGGUUUCAUUGUUCGAGGAUACCGCGUACGAGCGACCUUCACUGACGCCAGAAGUAGUAGGCGGCUCAUUGCAGGGAUCGCCGGUGCUUCCACCGCCGCCGCCGCAACAAGUACUGCUAGGCAACGUGGUCAACAGAAACAUCAUCUCUGACGUUCCGUUGCAUCCGUCGCAGAAAAUGGCGGCCAACAUGAUCAAUCGAAACAUCCCUGUUCUAGAAUGGCUAAGCAAUGUGGUCGCCGGAAACAUCCCUGUGCUAGACGGCCCGUUGCAGGAGUCACCGGCGAUUCAAACGCCGUUGCAACAACCGACAGGCGGCAUUGUCGAUGAUAGCAUUCCUCCGCCGUUCAACGGACAUCUUCCGGCCGACGAGGAGCAUGGAUGGUGGGGCGAUGGCCAAGUGAUGGAUUCUCUUUGGAAUUGGGACACUUAA
Zingiber officinale is the source of this 948-nucleotide messenger RNA. Its product is annotated as AT-hook motif nuclear-localized protein 18-like. The transcript has a single exon. The record is from RefSeq and is a predicted model, not a curated record. The coding region runs from base 1 to 948 and encodes 315 amino acids. Gene Ontology annotation, molecular function: DNA-binding transcription factor activity; minor groove of adenine-thymine-rich DNA binding. NCBI's taxonomy places the organism in Eukaryota, Viridiplantae, Streptophyta, Magnoliopsida, Zingiberales, Zingiberaceae. Gene Ontology annotation, cellular component: nucleus.